UCAGGAUCUUCGGACACUCUGCCCAAACAAAAAGCCAGGCAGUAGGUUAAAUCUUCCUUAGCGCAACAGAUUUAGCUUUUUAUGAUGUAAAUGUUUUGGGAUUUAUUUCAAACUGUUUUUAUGGUUUUCUUUAUGGAAUGCCAUUUGAGUAGGUCAUUUCUAAAGAAAACUUCAAGGAUUUUAGUGUACGGUAACGACGACAGCUAGUGUUAGCAAGGUGAGGCUAGGAAGAGAGUUAGCCAAACACGACCUGGAUGCGUCUAGAAAAAAGUCAUUUUUUUCAGAGAAGCUUUUGUGUUGAACCAAAUGUUCAGCUAAUCAAGUCAAACAUUUAAUACGUUCGGUAUAUAUUGGCAAAGUCCAAUGUGUUUUUAUCCAUUUCCUUCGUUACGUAGUUGAAGUUAAAGCUAACAGGAACAUUAGCUUAGCUACAGGGUAAAACAACAAGAUCCAGCAAGCUGGACAAAACAUUAGAUUUAGUGGGUUUUAAAUCGGGCUCAGGGGGUCCGCUGACACCUCAGAAAAAGAUGAAGAAGAGGAAGGAGCUGAACGCCCUGAUCGGACUCGGUGACAGUAAAAGAAAGAAGACCAAAAAGGGCUCUGGGCACCGACUUCUCCGAACUGAACCUCCAGACUCGGAGUCGGAAUCCAGCUCAGAAGAUGAUGAUUUCAACAACCCGAACAGCGGAGCCAACUUCGGAAAAAGAAGCUACGCACAGUGCUGCAAUGUGUGCUACCCGUUAUUCCUCUUCAUCAUUCUAGCUGCUUGUGUCAUGGCCUGUGCUGGACUCAUAUGGAUGCAAAUUGCUCUGAAAGAAGAUCUAGACUCGCUGAAAGAGAAGCUGCACAGCAUGGAAUUAAGCCAGAAAGUGUCAUCAAGUGAAAUACCKAAAAUAAAUGAAGAUCUCAAAAACAAGGAAAGAAAACUUGAUGACGUUGAGAAUGGAGAUAAGGGGUUGAACAAACUCUGGUUUAACCUAACAGACCUGAAUCAAAAAAUCACGUUACUCGACACUACUGUCAACCAYUUAAAAGUCACCUUGAAAUCAGCUGCUGAUUUAGUCAGCCUUCCAGCAACUGUUGAAGAGCUUCAGAAGAGUGUCGCUACAAUCGGCAGCACAGUAACAAGUGUACAGCACGAUGUGAAGACCAUGCAGGAUGCCCUUGAAAAUCAGAAGAAAGAUGACGACAUGAAGCAAACCAUGGACAUAACAGAUCUCAAAAGAGUCAUGGAUGACGUCAACAAGACAGAAGAGCAGCACCACGUAUGGACUGAUGAGCAGAUCCACAUCCUUCUCUCUACUGUUGCAGAUCUUCAUCAGAGAGUGGCCUCAUUGGAGAACGGGUCAAAACACAGUUUGCAGAGUAAUGAUGCAGCAGCUCCAGUAAGAAUCAUCGGUGAAGACGCUGUAGCUGAGAACAACAAGGAACCGAAUACAACUAAAGCGACACCUGAGGAUGUGAAGGAAAUUUCCUCUCCWCUGAACGAGACACAAACGAGCAGACGACCCCGCUUUUUGAUCCCAAAACGAAUUAAGAGAAAUGCUGGAAUAAACUGUCCAACAAGGGUGAUCCUGCCUGGUGUCAGCUCUCUGAAAGACUUGGAAGACAUCUUCCUGUUAGCAGGCGUUGGACGUAAUUCACUUGGAGUUACCCACCAAGACUUGAAGAACGUGUUUGGACCAUCGACCCCCAGCGAAGGAGCUUUGGAGUGCUAUGAUGCUGACGGAGACCGGAGGUAUUCCCUGUCGGAGCUGAGAGCUGCUGUGGAUAUUUGAACGCAUCCUUGACGUCGGCAGUGAACAGUAUUGAAAACCCAGCGGGGUCUGAGGGGGUUUGGGGUUCCCAGCCCCUUUCUGCAAUUGCUGCACUUUUUGUGAACUGAAUAUUUAACUUACUGAUUGUGGAAAAAAAAAAGUGGCACUGGUAUGCCCUCUCACCACUCACACCCUUUACUCCCCUGAGGUUCACUUUAAGAUAUCAGCCACAAAGCAUUGCUUAYCUUUUAACAGCGUUCCACGAGUCCCUGUAAGUAAAAUGUCACUUAAUUAGCUAAUUCUUUGGUUUAUGUUAGUAAACCAUUGAUAUGUGUUUUUUUGAACCCUAUUAUUCAUCCUCAGUCUUUAACUUGUGCUCAUGUACUUGUAGUUUUUUUUUCUCUGUAUUUUUUAUUUUUGUUUUAGCUACCAGUGAAAUAGUUUGAGAUACUUUUAUCAGUCCGCUGCAUAYGAACCUAUCUGAACAUCUGGUACAAUUUGCAUAAAGUUAAUUUAAAAAGACAAGAAGUAGAAGUUAUGAAUGUUUACAAGUGACCACUAGAAACAGCCUUUUCAGGCUUUGGUCAUUUUUUUUAAAAUGAUUACUUAAGUUAUAGAAAACACAAGUACAAGAGUCACAGUCUUUGUCUACUCUUUUAAAGCUAAAAGAAAAAUGUAAAGUUUGUUUUUGUUUCUUUAUCUUGUUCUAACUGGGAUCACGUAAUUGAUCUGAAUCGUCUUGAUUUUGUAUUUUUCAUGUUUUGUAGAUUUGAAGGGCUACAAACACCUUGAACUGGUUAUUUAUGGGGCAUAUGUAGCAAUAAGCAAUGGUUUAAAAAACGGCACACGUUGCUCACAAUAUGUAACAGGUAGUAUAAGAAGCACUGACUAUUAUUUCCUUGAUUCAUCUUAAUGGUUUAAUAAUGGUGUGUUUACAUUCGCAAAAUGAUCAUAUUCAGACUUUGCUCUGCACUGAAAAUGUAUUAAUCAACUGGUUAGCUUGUUAAGGGUUUGAGUUGUUAAAUUUAUGGUCUGAAUCACAGAGUUCUUUUAACAGUUUAGUUGUGCUGUGCAUGUUUUGUGUGUCAUGAACAAAUCUAUCAAAUUAACCUGUAAUUGUUUAUGCAGGACAAUGUUUAGUUGAGCUCAGUGUGUCAGGGCUUCGGCCUUCAUCGUGGCUUCAAUUUUGGGUCCACAGUGCAAUGUAUACGAGAAAUUUUAUGAUUGKAUUUUUGUUUAAGCAUAAAUUAAAACAGUCAAGGGUUUGAUUUGGUUGAUUUACUUGGUAAUAAUAAACUGAGAAGCCUCA
Molecule: messenger RNA, 3066 nt
Organism: Austrofundulus limnaeus
Lineage: Eukaryota; Metazoa; Chordata; Actinopteri; Cyprinodontiformes; Rivulidae
Gene: efcab14
Product: EF-hand calcium binding domain 14
Exons: 9
Coding region: 528-1778 (416 amino acids)
Source: RefSeq, a predicted model, not a curated record